Messenger RNA from Scylla paramamosain (green mud crab), 3533 nucleotides. RefSeq names its product ATP-binding cassette sub-family F member 2-like. Bases 159 to 2072 code for a protein of 637 amino acids. NCBI's taxonomy places the organism in Eukaryota, Metazoa, Arthropoda, Malacostraca, Decapoda, Portunidae. The transcript is spliced from 11 exons. The record is from RefSeq and is a predicted model, not a curated record. Gene Ontology annotation, molecular function: ATP binding; ATP hydrolysis activity.
CAAUUUUCCAUAUAUAUUUAUUUUUAUUGCAGUUCCAGAGAGGGCUGGGACGGAGGGCCAUCUGGCGGCGAAUGGUGGAAGUGGUGGUCCCGGGGUGAUUAUUGCACGUGUGGAUAUAAGCUCUGCCUGUUUGUCUUAUUUCCAAAUUUCAGAUCAAGAUGCCUUCUGACGCCAAAAAGAAGCGAGAACAGAAGAAGAAAGAGGCAGCCAAGGCCAAGCAGAGUGGCAAGAAAAUUGAAAAUAAAGAAGAGAAAGAGCAACCAAAGGACAAGGGAACUGCCAACAAUACCAAGAACAACUCCCGUGAAACCACCCCACUGCAGAAUGGCACUGCAAAUGGCAUUGAGAAGCUCAGUGCAGAAGAGAUCCUUUGCCGCAAGCUUGAGGAGGACAUGCGCAUUGCCAGUGAGGCACGCUCCUGCACUGGUGUCUUGGGCAUUCACCCACGUGCUCGGGACAUUAAGAUUGACAACUUCUCCAUCACUUUCCACGGAUCAGAGAUGCUGCAAGACACCAAGCUGGAGUUGAACUGCGGGAGACGGUACGGCUUAAUUGGUGCUAAUGGAUGUGGAAAAUCUACUCUAUUAGCAACCUUAGCCAACAGGGAAGUUCCCAUCCAGAAGCACAUAGAUAUUUUCCACCUAGUGCGGGAGAUGCCAGCCUCGGACAAGACUGCUCUUCAGUGUGUCAUGGAGGUGGAUGAAGAGAGGAUUCGCCUUGAGUCUUUGGCUGAAGAAUUAGUUUCCAGCGAAGAUGAUGAGGCCCAAGAGCAGCUGAUGGACAUAUAUGACCGCUUGGAGGACCUUGGAGCUGACCAGGCUGAGGCCAAGGCUGCCUUCAUCCUGCAUGGUCUUGGCUUCACCCAUGCCAUGAUGGAGAAGAAGUGCAAGGAUUUCUCUGGUGGCUGGAGAAUGAGAAUUGCCCUGGCCCGUGCUCUGUAUGUCAAGCCUCACCUACUAUUGCUGGAUGAACCCACCAACCAUUUGGAUCUGGAUGCCUGUGUGUGGCUGGAAGGGGAGCUGGCCAAGUACAAGCGCAUCCUGGUCAUUAUCUCCCACUCCCAGGACUUCCUCAAUGGCGUGUGCUCCAACGUGAUCCACAUGGACAAGAAGAAAUUGAAGUAUUUUGGUGGUAAUUAUGAUGCAUUUGUAAGGACACGUCUUGAAUUGCUGGAGAACCAGAUGAAGCAGUACCAGUGGGAGCAGGACCAGAUCGCUCACAUGAAGAACUACAUUGCUCGGUUUGGCCAUGGCUCAGCCAAGCUUGCCCGACAAGCCCAGUCCAAAGAGAAGACCCUUGCCAAGAUGGUUGCUGGAGGACUCACAGAGAAGGUCUCUAGGGACAGGUGUCUCACCUUCUACUUCCCGGAUUGUGGAACGAUUCCUCCACCAGUCAUCAUGGUGCAGAACGUCAGUUUCCGGUACAGUGACAACACACCUUUCAUCUACAAGGAUCUGGAGUUUGGUAUUGACCUGGACACAAGGCUGGCUCUGGUGGGGCCUAAUGGUGCUGGCAAAUCAACACUACUCAAGUUACUCUAUGGUGAACUGAACCCAACCACUGGCAUGAUUCGCAAGAACACCCACCUCAGGAUUGCCCGCUACCACCAGCACCUGCAUGAGCUUCUGGAUUUGGAUGUCUCACCCUUGGAUUACAUGAUGAAACAGUUCCCUGAGCUUAAGGAACGAGAUGAGGUGCGGAAGAUCAUAGGUAGGUAUGGCCUGACGGGCAAGCAGCAGGUGUCACCCAUCCGCCAGCUGAGUGACGGACAGAGGUGUCGUGUGGUGUUUGCCUGGCUGGCCCACCAGGCGCCCCACCUUCUGCUGCUGGACGAGCCUACCAAUCACCUUGACAUGGACACUAUUGAUGCCCUGGCUGAGGCUGUGAACGACUUUGAAGGAGGCCUUGUGCUGGUUUCCCAUGACUUCAGGCUAAUUUCUCAGGUUGCUGAGGAGAUAUGGAUCUGUGAGAACCAAACAGUCACCAAGUGGGAGGGAGACAUCCUUUCCUACAAGGAAAUGCUCAAGAAGAAGGUAAUGAAGGAUAAUGAGAAACGAAAGAAAAUGUUUUAGGUGAAUAUUUUUCCAAAUGACAUUUACUUUUUUUUUUUUUUUUUUUUUUUUUUUUUUUUUUCCUCCAAAUAACAGAUAUAGACUGAUCUUUUAGCAUUUUUCAAGCUAUAGUUUUGAAAUACUAAAAAUCUCAUUUAUAUGUACAGAAAAUGUGUAUUGUUAUACUUCCAGUAUGUUAAUUUUUUUUAUCCUUGAGUUAACAUUUAACAUUUGUUUUAUCAGUUUUUAUCAUUGCCAUGUCCUGAUUAUGAUUCAUGAAUAUCGGUCCUCUAGACACUCCACUACUUUUGAACAGACUACAGAUAUAUACCAACAAUUUUUUCUUCUUAUUUUCCCUUCAUUAGUUUCUAUAUGAAUAUUUCCAUCCAUAUCCUGAUGAAACAUGUGUAGGCCUGCUUUUAUGUGUUUAUUCUCUUAGAGCCUUGUGACAUGAUGCAACAUAAACCUAUGUUUUCAUAUCAGGGAAUAUAUAUUUAUAUAAUGUUGGUUUUGUACUACUUGCACUUAUACCUCCAUGCCCAGCAUCCCUUAAUAUGUCAAAUUUUACUGAAACUUUACAACCACAGUGAUUUCUCCUCAUGGAUAGUUUAUAGAAAGGUAACAGUUACUGUUGGUGUAUUAUUUGAUUCUUGAAUCUUGCAUCAGGCUCAAAUUUGCUCCAGGUAUGAUAAAUUGUUGAGGUUUGGCAACAGCCCAGUGCUGUGGCCAGAGUUUAGUAUGUAGUCUACAAGGUUCCUGUUAUGUGGCUCAUGUGUGCUUUAAAAGUUAAAAAAAUUAACCAAGUGUUAGCACAAAUUAUUUUUCUUCAGUCUUCAUUUUGAGAUGCUUUUCAUAGAAGAGACAAUGUGUUGUUCUCUUCGUUGCGGCUGUGGUGACCCAUCAUGGCUUGUAAUGUGGUCUUUACUCUCUUUUGCUCUGGAUUGCCUUGGAUUACUUUGAACAUUGAAAUUUAGCUAUCAGUCUUUUUGGUGCAAAUAUAUAUAUAUAUAUAUACAGUUUGCAUGCUUGGAUACCAAAGUGACAUACUAAAAAUAUGAAUAUUGAAAUAUACAUAGAAUAUUUAAAUGUUUGAUAUAAAACUAACUUGGAUAUACAUUACAUGUUCCAUCAUUGUUUCAUCAUUAAAAAAAUUGUUGUCUGGAAUGGAUCACGUCUCCCAGACACCUUUACUGUUUUUCUGUUCUAUUAUCCUGAGGCCUUGCAGAAUCAAGUUGUGAUGAAAGAUGUGUCAAGGCUGCCUGCUUACACUUGUUUCUGAUGACAAUAUAAAUUCAUAACUGCAUAUUAUGUACAUUAUGGAUUGCACACUAUGUAGUGCUGUUGUUCUGUAAAGUAUUUGGCUUUAACACAGUGUUACUGUGAGAAUCUAUUAACAUCCAUAGGAUGUGCAUCUGUGCUCUUCAUAUAAUAUGGAUACUGAUAAUGUUAAAAAAAAAAAAUGCAAUAAAAUCUUAAGUAGAA